This is a messenger RNA of Meriones unguiculatus (Mongolian gerbil), 626 nucleotides long. RefSeq names its product HIG1 hypoxia inducible domain family member 2A (gene Higd2a). NCBI's taxonomy places the organism in Eukaryota, Metazoa, Chordata, Mammalia, Rodentia, Muridae. Gene Ontology annotation, cellular component: mitochondrion. The record is from RefSeq and is a predicted model, not a curated record. The transcript has 2 exons. Gene Ontology annotation, biological process: mitochondrial respirasome assembly. The coding region runs from base 49 to 369 and encodes 106 amino acids.
AUUCGGCGUCCGGAUUUUUUUGUCCUACCUCUUCCUGUCGUUGUGGGUAUGGCGGCUCCGCGUCCUGUUAGUCCAGAGGCGCCUUUCAAUCCGUCCCAGGCCCCAGUCAUCGAGGGCUUCAGCCCCACGGUCUAUAGCAACCCAGAGGGCUUCAAGGAGAAGUUUAUUCGGAAGACCCGUGAGAAUCCAAUGGUCCCCAUAGGCUGCCUGGGCACGGCGGCUGCCCUCUGCUAUGGCCUGUACUGCUUCCACCGCGGCCAGAGCCACCGCUCGCAACUAAUGAUGCGCACCCGGAUCGCUGCCCAGGGUUUCACGGUCGUAGCCAUCUUGGUGGGGUUAGCGGCAUCUGCUAUGAAGUCUCGACCCUGAGUGUAUGGACGGGACUUCAAAGCUCCACGGAAAUCAUUCGAAAACCCAGGAGCAACAAACAGCCCUGUCAGACUUGCUCGCCCCUUUUCUGACAGGGCCUUACGAUCAUUUGGGCGAGGAAGUGGCCGAUUUUGUGACUGAUUUCCGUACUGCCGCCCCCAAAAUCCCAGGUUCGCUUCAGUUGGGUUGCAUAUUUCUAUUUGUCAUGUGUCCCCUUAAUUACUUAAUAAAACAUUAAUACACUCGUAUGUGAUGAA